AUGGUAUACAGCGGGGCCGUUGAUAGAAUAAUCGGUAGGCCGCCACCAGUAACUGGAGACGUUGUUCUUGUAACUGAUGGGACAGAAAAGCCAAUUGGCUGGGGUUUAUAUAACUCAGUCUCUAUGUUCUGUGUCCGCCUAAUGCAGCUGGAAGAUGAAGCAACUCGAGACCCUUGUUGUGCUCUGGAUGUCGAGAAAUUGCUCGAAACUAGAAUAACGGAUGCUGUUGCGUUACGAGAGCGGGUUGGGCUUCCUUCAGCACAAACAAAUGCAUAUCGUCUUGUUAAUAGUGAAGGAGAUAGGUUGUCUGGCCUCAUCGUUGAUAUAUUUGGAUGUGAAGCAGUGAUAGCCUCUUCGGCUGCUUGGGUUGAAAAGUACAAGGAACAAAUAAAAGAUCAUAUCAGCAAAAUUAGCAAUGUGGACCAUAUAACAUGGAGGCCAUCGGUGGAUAUCUUGAAAGAGGAAGGGUUGGAUUUGUCUGAUUUGGAGGGUGUAAAUCUAUCGAAUUCUCCCAGAAUGGCAAAGGCAGUGGAGAAUGGCCUUUCCUAUUUAGUCUCUUUGGAGGGGCAAAAAACUGGCUUCUAUGCAGAUCAGCGUGAUAACCGUCAGUAUAUAUCAUCAAUUUCCAGGGGUCAGAAAGUACUCGAUAUAUGCUGCUACACUGGAGGUUUUGCUCUUAAUGCAGCUAGUGGAGGUGCUCUUAGUGUGACUGGUGUUGAUUCAUCUGCUCCUGCUAUCGAAAUUGCCAAGGAAAACGUUGUUCUGAACAACCUUGACUCUCAAACAAUAUCUUUUCUAAGAGAAGAUGCUACACAUUUUAUGAAGGAUUCACUUUCUAAAGGCUAUUCAUGGGAUAUAGUUAUUCUGGAUCCACCGAAACUUGCUCCACGGAAAAAGGUAUUACAAAAUGCAUCUGGCAUGUAUAGGAACUUAAAUUCCUUGGCAAUGCAAAUAACGAGAAGAGGUGGACUGUUAAUGACUUGCUCGUGCUCUGGAGCUAUGACCCAAAGUGGGACUUUCCUCCGUGUUUUACAGGGUGCUGCAUCGAUGGCUGGUAGAAAGAUUACAAUAAUACGGCAAGCUCGUGCAGGAUGUGAUCAUCCUUUGGACCCUUCAUAUCCAGAGGGGGAAUACCUCUCCAAUGUUUUACUCAGAGUGCUGUGA
Messenger RNA from Striga hermonthica, 1164 nucleotides. The record is from the annotation of a GenBank genome assembly. Lineage: Eukaryota; Viridiplantae; Streptophyta; Magnoliopsida; Lamiales; Orobanchaceae.